AUGGGCUGCGCGGCGUCGAAAAUCACCACGCUCAACGCCGCCGAAAACUCCGACACCACGCUCGCAACCGCCGCCGAACUCGGCGUGGGCGAGACCAGGCUGGCGCUGUGGCGCAAGAACGGCGGUGGCGACCUAGAGCCGGUCCUCGCGAGCGGCGCCGUCGCCCUCCUCGACGCGCAGUGGGUCAUCAGCCACGCCGAGGCGGGCGGCGUCCUCACUCACCGCCAGGCGCUGCCCAAAGAGGCCUUCCUCUCCCUCGCCGACCUCGUCAAGGCAAUCAACUAUAGCAGAGUCUCAGUUCCCGUCAUUGGCCUUCCCGUCACCGUGCUCUCCUACCCGUGGCUGACCAAGGACCACCCCGACCCGCUCGGCACCAGCCUCAGCCGCGUCGCAAAGGCGCUCAAGGCCCUGUGCAGUGACGUCACCUACAUUUAUGGGCGGCUCGGCGUCUUUUGGGACUUUGGCUCGCUGCACCAGCACCCCGACCCCGCCAACGGCGUGAUGCGCACCGAGGAGCAGGACACGCUCUUCAAGCGAGGGCUGGGCUGCCUCGGCACGCUCUACUCCCACCCGGAGACACGCGUGCUGCGGCUGACCUCCUUCCCGGACGGCCACAAGACGGAGGACCAGGCCGACGGCACCAACGUGGCCGCGUACUUUGACCGAGGCUGGUGCUUCACCGAGAGCAGCUGGGCGAGCCUGACCAAGUCAGGCCGCCUCUCGCUCGACCUCGGCUUAAUGCGCGACGACGAGGAGUACAGCUGCGUCAGCCUCGUCGACGAGUGCACCAAGGGCGGCGGCCGGCGCCCUCCGCUGCUGCCGUCUCGGUUCGCGGCCGAGCUGGAGACGAAGAGCUUCACCAACGGCAAGGACGACAAGCCGCUCGUGACGCGGCUGUACGCGGCCGCCUUCGAGGAGCAGUUUGGCAAGGCGACCGGUCUGCGCUACGUCCGCCUCGGCUGGGGCGACGCGGAGGCGGCGCAGGUGGCGGAGGUCCUCGCGAGCGGGGCAGCGCCGGAUCUCAAGGAGCUUUAUCUCGGCUACAACCAGAUUGGCGUCGAUGGCUGCAAGGCGCUGGCCGCCGCCCUCGGCAAGGAGGGGGCAGCGCCGCGGCUCGAGGAGCUCUAUCUCAGCUACAACAAGAUUGGUGACGAGGGCUGCGAAGCACUGACCGCCGCCCUCAAGGAGGGGGCAGUGCCUCGGCUCAAGAUGCUCUAUCUCGAGGGCAACACCAUUGGCGAGAAGGGCUGCAAGGCGCUGGCUGCCGCUCUCGUAGAGGGGGCCGCCCCGAGCUUGAAGCCUCACCGGUCACCGCACCGCCCCUCUCGCGUGCAGACCCUGUUCGUGGGCAGCAAGCCGCCCGAACUGGUGGCUGUGUGCAAGGAGCGCGGGAUCUACCUCGAGCUCUACAUAGACGGUCGCCGGUGA
Messenger RNA from Emiliania huxleyi CCMP1516, 1428 nucleotides. RefSeq lists its product as hypothetical. The record is from RefSeq and is a predicted model, not a curated record. The transcript is spliced from 2 exons. Bases 1 to 1428 code for a protein of 475 amino acids. Gene Ontology annotation, molecular function: GTPase activator activity; small GTPase binding. Gene Ontology annotation, cellular component: cytosol; nucleus; perinuclear region of cytoplasm. NCBI's taxonomy places the organism in Eukaryota, Haptophyta, Isochrysidales, Noelaerhabdaceae. Gene Ontology annotation, biological process: activation of GTPase activity; nucleocytoplasmic transport.